Messenger RNA from Lithohypha guttulata, 723 nucleotides. RefSeq lists its product as uncharacterized. The transcript has a single exon. The record is from RefSeq and is a predicted model, not a curated record. Bases 1 to 723 code for a protein of 240 amino acids. NCBI's taxonomy places the organism in Eukaryota, Fungi, Ascomycota, Eurotiomycetes, Chaetothyriales, Trichomeriaceae.
AUGGAUGAAUGUGCCGCUCCCGACCCGGCUUUCGCCUCUGAGAUGGGGUACAGCAUCCUUAUACUUGACAGCGUCGAUCAGUUGGACGAUGAGGACGAAGAAGCAAUAAAUUGCGUCUCGGCUACAUCGCUCUGGGCUUUCGUGAAGACAAUUGUUCGACAACCAAACAUUCGGGUUGUGAUAUCGUACUGGAUAAGACCAAAUUGGGUUUAUCCUAAAUUCGACGUCUACGAGCUGGGCCCUCUCGACACGCAUGCUAGUCUCGAGGUUGGACUGCAUUGGCUCGGCUCACAUGGUCACUCGAUAGAUCUGUCUGGUCGAGAGCAGCGUGAAAUACUGGAAGCCUGUGUGCAAUUGGCUUUGGGUAAUUCACUCGCUAUACAAGCCAUGAUGUACAUGUACAUGAAAAGUGGCCGUGACCUGAAACAGUUCUACACUGGCGUGCUCAUAGGGGAUAUAACACUUGAUCUUCCUGGUUUUACACAGCUUGUUGGCCCGAAUGCUUUGACCAGACUCGACAAAGGGUUCUCGAAUGCUUGGCAGCAAGGCCUUGAGGUCGUUGUAGAGUCUUCUCAUUUGGUGUACGGCAUAUUUUGGAGAGUAAUGCCACAGGAUAUCGUCCCGUUUCGAUUGUUUCUAUUAAAAGCAGUCAGGAGGUCCAAACUGUUCUUACGAGACCGUUACGUGUUUGGUACUAUGUCGACUUGGCCAGAGGAGUUUUAG